Molecule: messenger RNA, 9024 nt
Organism: Etheostoma spectabile (orangethroat darter)
Lineage: Eukaryota; Metazoa; Chordata; Actinopteri; Perciformes; Percidae
Product: C-myc promoter-binding protein
Exons: 34
Coding region: 281-6295 (2004 amino acids)
Biological process (GO): regulation of Rab protein signal transduction
Cellular component (GO): ESCRT I complex; cytoplasmic vesicle
Molecular function (GO): protein binding
Source: RefSeq, a predicted model, not a curated record
UGCGCGGCGGAUUCCCAUCACAAACCAAGAUGGCGGCCGAGCGGACAGCCGGCUCGGCACAGUGACUGACAGACAGACCAGAAACCUCGGUCGGCUGGAGAGCUAACGGUUAAACUCUUGAGACAAACAAUACAUAAAAACGCCCGUCACCUCACAUUUUUUUUCCCCCGGUAACGAGUGAUGUGAUGAAACUGCACCGGUAGACGACACCGGGGGAAGUUGUGUGCGUGUGUGAGGACUAAAUUGACGUCCACAAGCGGGCUGCCGGCGGGGAUGGGAGAUGAUGGAGGACAAAGGCCCUCGUGUAGCCGACUACUUUGUGGUGGCCGGUCUGACGGACUGUUCCAAGCCGUUGGACCAGGAAAUCCACUUUGACGACGCCUGCCACAAGACGGCCAAGCCAAAGGCGCCCAUCACGGAUGUGGCGGUGGUGAUCCGCUCGACGGGCGAGGAGGUGCCGCCAGGGUUCACCUGCGUAGAGGAAACACCAACAGGCCAUUCAGCUGAUCUUAACAACGGCGGCCUCAUGGCACCCCAGAUCUUCGUGUGCUACAGGAGAGGUCGAGACAAGCCGCCACUCACUGAUCUGGGCGUGCUGUAUGAGUGGAAGGAGCGGCUGAAGCAGGGCUGUCACCUGAUCCAGACCACACCCUCCGGUCGUCCAGCCAACAUCAGCGGCAAUUCCUCCCAGCGCAUCUACAUCACCUACCGACGGGCACCUGAGAGCCAGCCGCACUCCGCCCUCGCCGUCACGGACAUCUGCAUCAUUAUCCCGAGCAAGGGCGAGACUCCCCCGCACACCUUCUGCAAGGUGGAGAAGAAUCUCAACAGCAGCAUGUGGGGCUCCUCGGUCUACCUGUGUUAUAAGAAGUCUGUGGCCAAAACCAACACAAUAGCCUAUAAAGCAGGUUUAUUCAGCAGAUAUCCAGAGGAGGACUAUGAGUCAUUCCCACUACCAGAGUCUGUCCCUCUCUUCUGCCUUCCCAUGGGGGCCACGAUCGAGUGCUGGCCAGCUAACACCAAAUACUCCCUACCUGUUUUUUCCACCUUUGUCCUCACCGGAGCCUCUGGAGAGAAGGUCUACGGCGCUGCCAUUCAGUUCUAUGAGCCCUUCCCGCAGGAGUGUCUGACUGAUCAGCAGUUCUCCCAGCUAGGUCUCCUGAACCCCGAUCCACCCAAACCCUCCUCCAACUGUAAGGGGACAGCCGCCAGCAGUGCCACUAACAGCACCACCACAACCCCACGCUUGGUCUUCACCAACAAGUGUAUCUGUCUGCUUUCUCACUGGCCCUUCUUUGACGCAUUCCGCAAGUUCCUCACAUUCCUCUAUCGCUACUCUAUCUCCGGCCCUCACGCUCUGCCCAUCGAGAAGCACAUCUCUCAUUUUAUGCACAAAGUUCCCUUCCCUUCCUCUCAGAGGCCUCGCAUCCUGGUGCAGCUUUCCCCUCAUGAUAGCCUGAUGUUGAGCCAGCCAGUGUCUUCUCCUUUACCGCUCAGUGGCGGACGGUUUUCCAUGCUGCUCCAGAAUCUCGGACCAGAGAACGCCGUCACCUUACUGGUGUUUGCCGUCACCGAACACAAGAUCCUGGUCCACUCGCUACGACCCGCCGUACUGACCAGCGUUACUGAAGCUCUGGUGUCUAUGAUCUUCCCGUUCCACUGGCCGUGCCCGUAUAUUCCUCUGUGCCCCCUGGCGUUGGCUGACGUGUUGAGUGCCCCCUGUCCAUUCAUUGUAGGAGUGGACUCCCGCUACUUUGAUCUUUAUGACCCCCCUCCAGACGUGAGCUGCGUGGACCUGGACACAAACACCAUCUUCCACAAUGAAGAUAAGCGAGCCCUCACAUGGAAGAUCCUGCCAAAGAAAGCCUGUAAAAACCUGAUGAAUGUGCUGAGCAAUCUUUACCAGCAGCUGGUUGAUGGUCAGCAGCGGCCGGAUGGGCUGAUGGAGCUGAGCAUGAGUGAAUCGUCAGAGCUGAGCUGUGGGAAGAGCCUCCACGCCCUGGAGCUGGAGAUCCAGGAAGCCUUCCUGCGCUUCAUGGCAGCUAUUUUGAAAGGCUACCGCUCGUUCUUACGACCCAUCACCCAGGCCCCCUCUGAGAAAGCCACAGACGCCAGUUCGCUCUUUGACUUGCAAGGGUUCUUGAAGAGCCGCGACCGCUCACAUCAGAAGUUCUACUCGCUGAUGACCAAAACCCAGAUGUUCAUCCGCUUUAUAGAGGAAUGCUCCUUCGUCAGCGACAAAGAUGCCAGUCUGGCGUUCUUCGACGAUUGUGUGGACAAACUCUACAGUUCAGAGCGGAGUGCAGACAAAGGAGGCAAGGUGGACAGUGACAGGCCGGAGGAGGCCAGGCUGAUAGAGAUUGAUGAAUCUCAGCGCAGUGAGCACACGGUCUUCAUCACGCCUCCAGAGCUGCCUCCUCUGCCUGAGGGGGAGGAAUAUCCACUCUGCUACAGGUACGAUGGUUUCCCAGUGUUAAGUCUUGACCUGUUUGACCCUGUGGACGGCCUGCGGACCCCCUCCUCCCGCCUCGCUGCCAGGCACAGCUGUCCCACCAGCCCUGCCCCCAUGUUCAGACGCACCAAGCAGGAGAUCAAAACAGCCCAGAAGAUAGCUAAGAAAUACUCGUCCAUCCCCCAGAUGUGGUCCAAGUGCCUGCUCCGUCACUGCUACGGCCUGUGGUUCAUCUGUCUGCCAGCAUACGUGAAGGUGUGUCACUCCAAGGUGCGGGCGCUUCGCACCGCCUACGACGUCCUCAGGAAGAUGCAGGCAAAGAAACUGCAGCCCCCCGACGAGGUCUGCUACCGGGUGCUGAUGCAGCUGUGUGGACAGUAUGGCCAACCCGUCCUGGCUGUCAGGGUCCUCUUUGAGAUGAAGAAGGCCGGAGUCCACCCCAAUGCCAUCACCUACGGCUACUACAACAAGGCGGUGUUGGAGAGCACGUGGCCCUCCAGCACCAGAGGCGGUUACUUCCUGUGGAUGAAGCUGAGAAAUGUCGUCCUGGGCGUGGCACAGUUCAAACAGGUGCUACGGCGACACGCUCCCCUCACACAGAGCCCUCUGUCAGAUGGCAGUGACCUGGACGCUCUGAGUCACGGCAGCCUGGAUAGCUCUGCCGACACUAACCUGGCCGAGCAGGGCCCCUUCGCCAAAGUAGACCCCACUGACGAUAGAUCUAGCACAGUCGGCCGUGAGGGCGGCGGCGUGGGCGCCAGGGCCCCGGUGGCCCACUCACACUGGGGGGGCUCUGAGCUCAGAGAAGCCACCCUCCACCCAGGGGAUCAAUCAGAUUUGGGUUAUAACUCGCUGUCCAAAGAGGAGGUUCGGCGAGGAGACCCCAAUGCUCAGGACGCCGUCCCUGACAAAGAUGACAAGAAGGAGAGCGACUGCAGCUCCUUGUCAGAGACAGAGAGUGCCAAGGGGAGUAAAGACUGCCUCCCUCAGCUGGACAUGGAGCUCCAUUCCUCCUUCCAACCCCGCGGUAUUGUUCGCAGCAGCUAUCCAUAUAACGAUUCAUCCUGUAAACCCAAGAGCUCCACCAGCGAAGGGCACGUUGCAGGUCUCCUCUUCACUUCUUCCCUGGAGGAGAUCGGUGAGGUCCAUGCCAACAGUUUGCUCAGGAGACAUAAGAGUGCUCUGGAGGAGGUGGUGGGCAGCGCCAGCAGCGGCUCAGCUCUGGACUGGCAGGGCGUGAGGGCCUGCCGGCUGAGCGGCGACACGGUGGGCAGCGGCAGCAGUGGCACCACUGUCCUUGGCCUGGGUAUGAGCCGGGGCGAAACCGACCCAGAUAAGAUUGCGGGACACCUGGGCGCGGAUGUCAAAAUUCUCUCUUGUGCCAACUUCACUAAGAGUAGGAGGCCUCGUUCGCUGGCUCUGGGUGGGUUAGAGGGGGCAGGUGCUGCCAGAUGUUGUGACCACAGGGAGGAGGAAGAGGAGAUGGAGGGGCAGGACUCCAGUGAUGAGGACAGAAGUAAUACAGAAGCCAUUUUUGAUUUGGAGGACAUAGAUUUAGACAAGCCUGCCACAGGUGCUGGCUUCAGUUCCCACAAAUCCAACAAAUAUAAUAAGAAACCUGUCGAGCGCAGCGUCAGCUACAGUGGAAUGAGCAUGGUGAAGCGCACAGACAUACAGACGGGCUACGACCCUCUAUCCCUGCUGGCUGCAGAGUCACAGUCCGAGCAGCCGACUGAGGACCCAGACGGGGACGAGGACAGCACACCGAGCGCCCGUAGAGACCUGGCUAGAGAGAUCGAGCUCUACAUGAACCACAUGGGCAGCCCGCUGAGCAGCCGUGCACCCAGUCUAGACCUGCAGGACCCGGCCAGCCCCCUCCUCUUCCUCCACCCCUCCUCACUCUCAGCCCCCCGCAGAGCCAGCUUGCCCUACAACUCCCCCUUCAGGACCACCGGAGUACCCCGCUCCCGCACGUUCCACCCGCCCUCUCCCUCCCAGCCCAUCGCACGCCAGCGUCUAUUGUCAUCACCUUCCUGUCGCAGCUCAAGCACCACCCCCAGCGCCAGCCCUCGACCCAGCCCUUACAGGGAGAGGACAGACAGGAUGAGCCUGGCGUCACCUUCGCCUUCCUCAUCCUCUUUCGCUCUGGACACUCUCCUCACACCAACGCUUGAUGUAUUCAAGACCAGCAUGUUCUCGGCUGGGAAGGGCGUGGCAGAGAAGGCAAGCCGCUGGUACUCCCGUCUCGCCACAUACACCACGCCUACUAAGGACGGUCACAGUGACCGUGUGAGUGUGUCCUCCCUCGGUGUUGGAGAUCCGGACCGCUCCUCCCUGCUGGAUGAGGAGGACUGUGGGCAGUCAGAGGGCUCCGUGAUCUCUCCACAGAGGAAUGGCCCUGCAGGACCCCGCAGGAGCCCCAGACGCAGCCCCUCUGCAGGCUCCAGCCUUGGGAAGCCCACAUCUCUGCCCCCUGGAUGUGUCCUCUCGCCUCCCGGCUUCCCUCUGCCGGACAAGUCGGACCUCGGCUCUUCACGCUACACCAGCAACACCAGCAUCUUCAACAACUACGCCAUGGAGCUGCUGAUCUCCAGCUGUUCUCGCUGUAAGACGUGCGACUGCCUCGUGUACGAUGAGGAGAUCAUGGCUGGCUGGACAGCGGACGACUCCAACCUGAACACCACCUGCCCCUUCUGUGGAAACCCCUUCCUGCCCUUCCUCAAUGUGGAGAUCAGGGACAUGCGAGGACCCGGCAGGCUUUUCCUGAAAGGCAGCCCGUCGGUGGACGAGGCGAUGACCUCAUCAUACUCUGCCUCCACAGGUUUGGACACGGGGACGUCCACCCUGUCCACCCCCUGUCCUACAACAGCUGUCUUCCCUCCCUCCCCUGGGAUUGCUGUCCAGGAGUGCUCGGGGAGUGAAUGGGCUCGAUCAACCAGAGCUCAAGGCAUCAACAUCCCCUCGGAGCGCAGGAAGGGGGCGCUGUCCCCCGGAGCGCCCAUGGCCCGCAGCGUCAGCGCCUUUGGUCCUCUGGACGAAGCAUCCCAACUCAACCGCUGUGUGCCGACAUCAGGCAGCCUGCCCAGCCGUCUCAAUGAGACCACGGAGCCGCUGAGCAUGGAUUGGCGGCUCCACAACCCUGAGCCGGUGACGGUUCCCUACCUGAGCCCGCUGGUGCUGUGGAAGGAGCUGGAGAGUCUGCUGGAGAACGAGGGCGACCCGGUGAUCACAGAGGCCGACAUGGUGGACCAUCAUCCCAUCAUCUACUGGAACCUGGUCUGGUACUUCAGACGGCUGGACCUGCCCAGCAACCUGCCCGGUCUCAUGCUCACAUCUGACCACUGCAACAGAGAUUCCCAGGUCCCUCGUCCCUGGAUGUCGGAGGACAGUAAACACGUGUUGAUCCAGAUCCUGUGGGACAACCUCAAGCUGCACCAGGACUCAAUCCAGCCUCUCUACAUCCUGUGGAACACAUACAACGUGGGUUACCCUCUGUCCCGGCCGGUCCCGGAGGAGGAGAAGCCGUUCAGCGAUGAGUUGCUGCAGAGCGUGGUGAAGAGCAUCCAGAGGAACGACGUCGGCCGGCCGAUGGCUCAGCUGCUGCAGCUGCUGGCUCAGGCGCUCGGAGUCAAAAGGCAGAGGAGUUUGUACAGAGACGUCCUCUUCCUCUCUCUGGUGGCUCUGGGAAAAGAUAACAUUGAUAUUGACGCCUUCGAUCGUGAGUACAAGUUGGCGUACGACCGCCUGGUGCCGAGUCUGGUGAAGCUGACUCAUAACUGUGACCGUCCGCCCAGCACCGGGGUCAUGGAGUGCCGCAGGACGUUUGGGGAGCCUUACCUGUGAAACUCUCGCCUUCACACAAACCAGGGUCAACCCCCCCCCCCACGUCAUCGCUUUAAGACGAGCUCAGGAAACCUGUUGGAAGACUGUGAAUGUUUUUGAGAAAACUCCGCAAGUGAUCAUGAACAGGUACAGUGGGCAGCGUUCAGCGUUAUGUAGCCUGAAACCAAUCAAAACCAGAGCCCUACAGACUCCAUCUCAACUAACGGACGACGGAAACGCCACUCAAACCGUUCAUAAGCACAACGUUUCCUUGGAAAUCCUGUGGAAGUUAUGCUGUACACACACAGCAGUAGAGGAUCUUUUUUUUUUUAAAUGCAACAUUUAUAUUGUAUAGUCAAACGGCAAAUGAAGACUAAUAUUAGCAAUAUUUUAACCUGAAAACUCUAUUUAUAAAAGUGAGCUUUAUUUAUUGUAGUGUCUUCUUCAUGUCGGCGUUAAUUGUUUUAAUCGUUGUCGCUGGGCGUUUGUCGUGUCGCGGUUUCAACCGGAGCGCCCGAAACACAAUGUUGUAGUACGGAUUUAUUGUCCGUUGUAAAUGAUGACUAGGUUGUGUGUGCUUUAUGAGUCGGCAUCAAACGAAAAAAGGUUAACAUCAGAGCUGUAAUGAUCAGUAGGCUAUACCAAAAAUGAAAAAAAAUGAACUCAAGGUUGGACUGAAAGUGAUUACAUGCUUUAUGAAUUGACAAACUAAUCAUCAGAUUGGCCAAAUGUCAUUAGUUGCAGCCCUAAUUUAAAUGUUGAAAACCACUUUUUAAAGCUGCCUUUAAUCGUGAAUGUUAGUGCAGAAUCUAAAGAUAAAUGUCCGCUGUACUGCCAAAACCAUUAACUAGGACGCUCUACAUUUAAUUCAUUUUAACUUCCCAGUUUGGUUCCCAAACUGAAUAUUUUUAGUUUGUUUACAAAACUUGUUUUGGAACUUUAAAAAAAGAAGUGAUCGUUCGUAGGAUGGCGCAAUAUUUACGUCAAAGGAAGUAGCUGCGUUACUGUCGAUCGUCUUCGUACUAAACGUGCCGACUCACUACAGUAUGAACGGUUUGUCAUAAACACACAAAACCAAGUAAGAUGCCGGCCCAGUCACAUUUCGGCACGUUGCCACUGCCCAAAAACACUUCAGUGUGAUUUAGCGUUUUGGCGGCCAUAUUGGAUGUUUCCAGUUUUUUUUUUUUACAAAAGCCUGUUGCAUCUCUUAAAACAAAAACUCUGGUAUAUUGCAACUUUGGAGUUAUAAUUUUGUAAUUCUUCAUUUCUGUCAGUCUGACAGGAUCUCCAGAGGAUCUAAACCACUUUAUUUGGAGGUAAAACAAAGUGAGCACACACCCAAUUUGUUGGUAAUAUCCCAGAAAAAAAGCAGCUUUACCCAGGCUUUCUCUAAUUAUUUAGAUAUCUAUUUCCAUAACCAGCCUUUUUAAAUGUUUAUGCAUGUACUACAUGUUCGCCCCGUGACAGUAUCUUGUUUGUGUGUUUCACAUCAAUUGAUGAGUGUCGCACCUAAAGGUGGCUUCUGUGAUUUCUCCAUGGUGCGUUAUUAAGAUUUUAUGUUUGUCAUCUUUUUGUGUGGGGUAUUGUUUUAAAAUACCCAACACGGCAACAUCUUGUUUCAUGCACCAGCUUUAUCUCCUCCAUACCAAAAAGGGAUUCUCAUUUCAGCGCCCAAAGGAAAUAACGACGAUGCGGUAACAGAAAGUUGGGGAGCGAUUAUUUUCUAGUUAGCAUUCGCCAUUUCACCACAUUAAUGAAUGAACUGAAUUUUGUAGAUCCCGCAGACUCUAGAGCCAUUUCAGAAGAAUUUCCAAGGUAAAUAUUUUCAAAACAUGAUGAUACCAUGCAGAUAAUUCCCUGUUCUCAUGCACCACAAAUGCAGAAGUGGCAACAUUUAAACAUCAUCAGUGUUCAGACUUUUUUCCCCUCCAGACUGUUUCUCUGGAAAACAAUGCAUGACUGCAAACUAGAGGAGAGUUCAUUUUCUGUGUUAAAAUGCCCUCCGACGAAAUCUAUACUAAGUAAAGUUUAUACCGUUUUAAUUAACAUGCACUAGUGUUUCUAAAAGUACAGGAAGUAAAUCAGGACUUUAAUGAAGAAAAUGCAAAACAAAGGUACGCAGAUCUGUAAAUGUGUAACUUCAUACUGGGAAUGUUUGUAUUUUUCUUCUGAAUGCAUACAAAAUAAUCUCAACUUCUGCAUUUUUAAAGUUCAGAUCUUAUUUCCAUUAAAAUGAUGGAAGGGAAAUAGACAUUUGUCGCGGGUUGUUAGCGCGUUGAAGAGAUGCUGUCGGGGGAAAUAGUACCAAAUAAAUUCUGGAUAGAACUGGAUUCAAGUUGAGAAGAAGAACUUGUCUGUCAGCGCACAUUUCUUAUCGUUUUCAUGUGAAUGUUAGUCAAAAGCGAAGACUGACGCAAUGGUUAAAGGAGGACCUUCGAGUCUAAACUCAAGAAGGUCUCAUGAAUGUCAACCAUGUGUUUAAAACUGGAAAAGUCAGCACGUUUCACUUUUCCCCUAAAAAGUGAACCAGGAGAGAAAAGCUGCCAUUCAUCUGUGGAUUUUUGUUGUUAAAAAGUUAUACAAUCUGAAUGAUUUUGCAGAAUCUGGGGCCAUGUACAUUUUACCUCGCCCCUUUGCAGAAGUCACAUUUUAUAACAUGUGCAAAGGUCCUUUUUAGAUGUGGUGAAGGUUCUGUACAGCGACCAGAUCUACAGGACUGUUUAACUGUAAAUAAAAUCACUCACACGCAU